Melampsora larici-populina 98AG31 is the source of this 2390-nucleotide messenger RNA. RefSeq lists its product as uncharacterized. The transcript has 5 exons. Bases 117 to 2039 code for a protein of 640 amino acids. The record is from RefSeq and is a predicted model, not a curated record. Lineage: Eukaryota; Fungi; Basidiomycota; Pucciniomycetes; Pucciniales; Melampsoraceae. Gene Ontology annotation, biological process: electron transport chain. Gene Ontology annotation, cellular component: mitochondrial inner membrane. Gene Ontology annotation, molecular function: iron-sulfur cluster binding; electron-transferring-flavoprotein dehydrogenase activity.
CUGGAAUUUCGACCAGUUUGACCAUUUCAUUUCAUUUUACCACUCACCACUCAACCAUAUACAAUCCGAUCUGCUCUCCUUCUACUUCAUCAUCAUUUUACACAAUCACACUCACUAUGGCUCUCCUUCGUGGUCGUGUUAUACAAGCACAUCAAUCGAUCUUAUCACGUAGUCUUCGAUGUCGUAGUAUACCACCAGCCAGUCUGAAGCAUUCAACCAGUUCUUUCAGUACAAGCGUCUUCUUAACCACUCGAGCGUUUUCCUCAACCACCAUCAACCAAUCAAAACCUACACCUAUCAAUUCGAAAGAUGAAUCGAAAUUUGAUUUAAACACCAUCGAAAGAGUUUCAGAUGAAGUAGAUGUAUGUAUCGUAGGAGGAGGACCAGCUGGAUUAUCAGCAGCAAUUAAAUUAAAACAGAUAGCUAAUUCUCAAAACAAACCUGAUUUUAGAGUGAUCGUCUUAGAAAAAGGAUCUGAGAUCGGAUCUCAUAUCUUAUCAGGUGCAGUGAUCGAAACCAAAGCCUUAGAUGAACUUUUACCAAAUUGGAAAGAAACAGGUGCACCUUUAAACCAAUUAGCAAGUUCAGAUUCCAUGAAAUUCUUAACCAAAUCUAUGGCUUUCCCAAUUCCUCAUCCACCUCAAAUGAACAAUCAUGGAAAUUAUAUCAUUUCACUUUCUAAACUUUGUCGUUGGUUAUCUGAACAAGCCGAAGAAUUAGGUGUAGAAAUUUAUUCUGGAUUUGCUGGAUCUGAAUUAAUUUAUGAUGAUGAUCAUCAAUCGAUCAAAGGUGUGAUUACCAAUGAAAUCGGAUUAGAUCGACAUCGUCAACCUAAAGAAUCAUUUGAAGCUGGAAUGAAAUUUUAUUCUAAAAUCACUCUUUUAGCCGAAGGAUGUCAUGGAUCAUUAACUAAAAAAGUCAUUCAACAAUUCGAUUUAAGAAAAGAUAAAGAUCCUCAAACUUAUGGACUUGGGAUUAAAGAAGUUUGGAAGAUUCAAGAUGAUGUUUAUGAACCUGGUAAAGUGGUUCAUACCUUAGGUUGGCCUUUAAAGAAAGAUACCUAUGGUGGUUCUUGGCUUUAUCAUAUGGAAGAUAAUAUGAUUUCUAUUGGAAUGGUGGUCGGACUUGAUUAUCCAAAUCCAACUUUAUCACCAUACCAAGAAUUUCAACGUCUUAAACAUCAUCCAUUCUUUUCAAGAAUUUUAAAAGGAGCCGAAUGUAUAGCAUAUGGAGCAAGAGCUUUAAACGAAGGAGGAUAUCAAUCGAUUCCAAAACUGAAUUUUCCAGGUGGAGCCUUGAUCGGAUGUAGCGCAGGAUUCUUAAACGUACCUAAGAUCAAAGGAACUCAUACAGCCAUGAAAUCUGGCAUGUUAGCCGCUCAAGCUACCUUUGAUGCCAUUCAAACCCAAUCUGCUUCAGAAUCAAACCAACCGAUCGAUUUAAUUGAAUAUCCUAAACUCCUAGAAGAGUCUUGGGUGAUGAAAGAAUUAAAACAAGUUCGAAACUUACGUCCUUCUUUUCAUACUAGUUUAGGUUUGUAUGGUGGGAUCUUGUAUUCUGGUCUAGAUAGUUUCUUACUUAAAGGUAGAGUACCUUGGACAUUUCAUCAUCCAAAAGAAGAUUAUGCAUCUACCAAGAAAAUCAGUGAAGUGGUCCCAAUCGAAUAUCCAUCACCAGAUCAUCAAAUCUCAUUUGAUAUCCUAACCUCUGUUUCAAGAACCGGUACGAACCAUGCCGAAAAUCAACCGGUUCAUCUAGUUGUCAAAGAUGGAAAGUUUAAAGAACAUACUCAAGUGAAUGUUCAAGACUACGAUGGGUUACUUAACAAAGCUUGUCCGGCUGGAGUUUAUGAGUAUGUGGAUGUAGAUGUAGAUGGUCAGAUUUCGGGGGGUGACGAUCAACAAGUCGAUGGGAAACGAUUGGUGAUUAAUUCUCAGAAUUGUAUUCAUUGUAAGACUUGUGAUAUUAAAGUCCCGACUCAAGAUAUUAAUUGGACUGUACCUGAAGGAGGUGGUGGUCCUGCUUAUUCUCUUACUUGAUUUGUUUCUUUCUACUCAUUUGGGUAGGUAUAGAAAGUUUAUCCUUUUUGCUUAGAGAGUUAAGAGAUCAGAAACUAUGACUUUUUGUUUUUCUAAAAGUCUUUUUUUAUAUUUCAUCAUUUUUUUCUUAAAGUCUACUUUUUUAUAUAAAAAGGUUUUCGAUUUGCAUUGUAUUUUAAAUCUUUUUUUUAGAAGUUUGGUUUACAUAAUCUCAUUGUUGGUGUAUCCUGUGUCUCGCAAUUAUAAGUUAUAAGCAUUACAUCCUCAUUGUCUGGAAGUCUGGAAGUUUGUGUUAGUAUUGAGAUCGUAUGAUGAAGAAAUUCACCGAUUAUUAGAUCGAAUUCAAGUUUG